Molecule: messenger RNA, 1500 nt
Organism: Diplodia corticola
Lineage: Eukaryota; Fungi; Ascomycota; Dothideomycetes; Botryosphaeriales; Botryosphaeriaceae
Product: fk506-binding protein 2 precursor
Exons: 3
Coding region: 1-1500 (499 amino acids)
Cellular component (GO): membrane
Molecular function (GO): peptidyl-prolyl cis-trans isomerase activity
Source: RefSeq, a predicted model, not a curated record
AUGCGGCUCCCACGCCCACUGCUCGGCGCGCCUUCGCCGCUGAAAUGCCUCGUUCUGGCCCUGCCCCUCCUCGCAUCGUCGCCAGCUCGCGCCGCUGACGUCGGCAUCGAAGUCACAAAGCCUACGUCCUGCUCGCGGAAAACGCAGCCGGGCGACAGCAUCGAGGUGCAUUACCGCGGCUCGCUGCAGAGCGACGGCAGCGUGUUUGAUGAGAGCUACAAACGCGGCAAGCCCUUCUCAUUCACGCUCGGCGCCGGCCAGGUCAUCCAGGGCUGGGACCAGGGCUUGCUGGACAUGUGCAUCGGCGAGGGCAGGAAACUGACCAUCCCGCCCGAGCUGGGUUACGGCAGGAGUGGCAACGGGCCCAUUCCGCCGUCCUCGACGUUGAUCUUCGAGACGGAACUUAUGGGCAUCGAGGGGGUGGAUCCGAAUGAUGAACCAGAGGGCCCACCACCCGACCGCCCACCGCCCCCGCAUGGCGGCAAGGACGGGCCAAAGCACCCCCCGCCGGACGAUAAUGGCGAGUGCCGGUUGCUUGGGCCUUUUGCGCUGUUGAUCCAGGGCGCGCUGGGGCUGUUGGCCCUGCUGUCGUUGGUGUGGAAGAGGUACCGCGAGAGGCCGAGGCGCCCAGUCAAGGUUUGGGCUUUCGACGCUUCAAAGCAGGUUGUUGGGUCCAUGAUGUUGCACCUGGCGAACCUGUUCAUGUCAAUGCUUUCUUCGGGUAAUUUCAGUGUUGCUGAGGAGCGCCUGGAAAAGCACAAGCCCGGAUUUGCGCAGGACAAGGAGAUGCCGAACCCGUGCUCCUUCUACCUCCUUAACCUCGCUAUUGAUACCACGAUCGGCAUCCCCAUUCUCGUAGGACUGCUCCGCGUGCUGCACGCCCUAUUCUUGCGGACACCGCUUGCGAACCCUCCCGAGUCUAUCAAAUCGGGCCACUAUGGGCAGCCGCCGCGGACGAAGUGGUGGCUGAAGCAGUGCUUUAUCUACUUCCUCGGCCUGUUCGGCAUGAAGUUUUGCGUUUUCGUCAUCUUUUCCCUAUUGCCCUGGCUGGGUUGGGUGGGCGACUGGGCGCUACGCUGGACCGAAGGCAACGAGGCAUUGCAGAUCGCCUUCGUGAUGCUCAUCUUCCCUCUCAUCAUGAACGGCAUGCAGUACUACAUUAUCGAUUCUUUCAUCAAGGACCCGGUUGGAGACGAGUCACACAGCCAGCUACGCUCUGGCGACGGAUCGGAAGACGACGAGGAGCGGAGGCACUUAAGGCACAGCAUGGACGACGACAGCGACGACGAUGACGAUUACACGUUGGGAAGAGAGAGCGUCGAGCCGCAGAAGCGACCCAGCAGCAUCACCGCCCAGGACGUUGCGCUGAAGGAGGCAAAUCCGACGCCGGUGCCUCAGUAUGAUGACUCCACCAUCGGGGCGUCGAGCUCGAGCAGCCCGCGCUCUACGCGGAGCGGGACUUCGGUAGGUAAAGAUAAGGAGCUUACUGGACCAAGGUAA